UGUUUCAUGUGUCUUGCAGAUGGCUUGAUGCCCCACCCUGAAUAUCACACCCUAAAGCUCUCAGUGUUGAGUUACACUCUGGAUUUCACUAAAGUCUGUAAAGGACCUGAACAUAUUGUAUUUAUCAUCUCCUGCUAACUUUACCUGCAUUGUAGUUAUCAYAUAUAGUUUUCCUUGCUUGUUUUGAUCACUUUGCAGAGGAAACAACAUUAGUCUUAAGUUCAGACGUACAUUUAACUAUAAAUCUUAAGCCACAAGAAGAUACUGUGGCAGAAUUCCACCUCUAAAAGUCAAAAAUACAGUUUGAAAUGUUCAUGCGCCGUUUGGAUUUGCGGCAUAACGAUUCGUUAAGGAUCAGUUCAAGUCUCAACAUGUCUGUUUUUAAUAUUUAGGAAGGUGAGCUCCAGCUUUUCCAGCCAUGAAUGUUUUGUCUCUGAGAAGUCCGACUCGAGGAAUCCCUGCGCCCUGGGAUGAGACCGUGAACCGUGAAUGUGACACGGCAGAGGAAGAAGUGGACGGUGUCAGAGUCCCGGUUCUUCUCCGAGGAGGCGGGGGUCCAUCUCACACCGCCGACUCCCCUCCACAACACUGGGACUCAACAGUCGCAUCACUGGUCCAGUCGAGCGUCGUUCCCCAGUGCAGCGCUGCAGUGGGCGACGUCUACGUCCUGACAGGAGCAGGAAGGCUCGGGGCGGACGAAGAUGGMCACGAGGAGUGUCAGAUGAAGCUGCUGUGGUCUGCAGUCUGCUGCUCUCCUCCAGAGGGGAAGGCUGGCUUCAGCGUGGGUUUCAUCAAAGAGACAGGAGGAGGCGAGAGGCGAGUGAGCAUGAAGGAGCUGGAGGAGGUGCUGGGAGUGGCUGAGCUGUUCUCUGGAGGCUGUGGGGGAGAGGAAAAAGAGACAGCUGCAAUUAGUGAGAGUCUUCACAGCGAUGAGCUUCCUGCGAGUGUUGUAAACACAGAGGCCGAAAACACUGAUUCAGAUGUAGAGGAAGAUUCAAAGCAGAGCAGAGAAACAUCAACAACAUCCCAACAGGUGGCUGAUGCUCAUUCAGAGACAACAGAUGUUUCUGACAUUACAGAAGAAACGGCAGCAGAAACAGAGACUUCUGUGAGCAGCAGUGAGCAGCAACAUGAGGUCCACGAAGCAGUCGAUGAGGAAGACUCUGACUCAAACUCCACGAGCACUUUGGUCUUCAUCCUGUCCACCACCCUGUCCAUCAUCACAGCUCCUCUGCGCCCUGUGGUUUCUACCAUCACGGAGUUACCUGGACAGGUGACCUAUGUUCUUCAGGAGGAUCUUGGAGUUCUUACCACCCUGCCUGGAGACACCUACACCGUGUUCCACCUCCUCACCUCUGACUUCCUCUCCUGGAUGGGCUCAGCCACUGAAAUGCUGAUGGGUGUCGGGGAGACAUGCUUCUCCAGUGCUUACUACUGCAGCUCCUCGAUGCUGGAGGCGCUGUGGAGCAGCUGCUACACUGGGCUCACAGGGGUGGGCACCCUGGCUGGGGACACGGUGGGGAUAUGUUKGGAUGUACUGGAUAAUGCCUGGUCGGUGACUAGGUACUUUGGAGGAGAGCUUUGGGAGCAGACUGAGGGUUAUGUGGGAACGGUGAUGUCAGAGUUGGGGGGUCAAGCUCAAACUGUAGGUGGAGGGUUGGGUAAGCUGGUGUGGAGAAGCAGUAACGGUGUGGGGAACGUGUUCAAGCUGGGAGGGGGCUUAAUAAUGGGCAUGGUGGAUGUGGUCGUUGGUGGAGUAAAAGAGRCCUUUGGUCAGGAGUCAGAAUGAAGGAUUAAAAGUGGAAAAUAAAGCCAUAAAAAACUUUCUUUAGCUAAUUUUGGUUUGUAAAUUUCAUCAACACAAGGUUAAUAAAAAAUAUCUGAACAUGAUGUCAUUUGCUAUGCCUUAGAAGGGUUUAUAGAUAUUUUUAAGCAAAUAUAAUAAAUUUCAAAYGUCGUUUACACUGUGGGUUGACUGGAAAACUGUCUGCUUAAAUAAUCCUGCUGUACCCAAAAGUUCUGGUUUAUGGAAAACCACUUUUGGAUUUAGCUUCUGAAUGCAACGUGUGUGUGUUUGCAUCACCUGUAYACUUGAAUAAAAUAAAAUAAAAUGCUGGCUCACGACUGUAA
Austrofundulus limnaeus is the source of this 2130-nucleotide messenger RNA. RefSeq lists its product as uncharacterized. The record is from RefSeq and is a predicted model, not a curated record. NCBI's taxonomy places the organism in Eukaryota, Metazoa, Chordata, Actinopteri, Cyprinodontiformes, Rivulidae. The transcript has 3 exons. Bases 419 to 1789 code for a protein of 456 amino acids.